Rhodofomes roseus is the source of this 996-nucleotide messenger RNA. Its product is annotated as clathrin light chain. The transcript has 4 exons. The record is from RefSeq and is a predicted model, not a curated record. Gene Ontology annotation, cellular component: clathrin coat of coated pit; clathrin coat of trans-Golgi network vesicle; plasma membrane. NCBI's taxonomy places the organism in Eukaryota, Fungi, Basidiomycota, Agaricomycetes, Polyporales, Fomitopsidaceae. Gene Ontology annotation, biological process: clathrin-dependent endocytosis; clathrin coat assembly; intracellular protein transport. Gene Ontology annotation, molecular function: clathrin heavy chain binding; structural molecule activity. Bases 98 to 895 code for a protein of 265 amino acids.
GAAGGCUAUCAAGGACUUAACAGCGCCCAAGACUUAUCCUCUACAGCACCGCGACCUCGCGUAACCCAACGUAACCUCCUCACCACCGUCACCAACGAUGACCGACUUCCUUGCACGCGAAAGCGAGCUCCUCGGUGAAGAGUUCACCGGCACGCCCACCGGGGGCACCUAUGCGACCGCGGGCGGCGACAUUGACUUCGACCGCGCCGCCUCUGCCUUCCCCGACAUAUCUCUCGAUGGCAUCGGUGACAUCCCCGCGCCAGCACUCCCUGCCGCACCCGCGACUUCCUCUGGUUUCUCGUUCGAAGACUUCGCGAGUCCACCGAGGGAACGGCAGACGGAGGUGAAGGUCACGGGCGACGACGAGAUUGAGAAGUUCGAGGACCAGUUCCCGGAUAUCGAGGUGCCGUCGUCCGAGCCUGUCUUCGGGGCAGCACCCACGUUUGCACCACGGCCCCAACCAUCCGCGUUCACGUCAACACCCAUACUGAACCACGCGGCCGAGGAAGAGGAGCCCGAGGUCAUCAAGCAAUGGCGGGAGCGGCAAGCAGAGGAGAUCAAGGAGCGUGACGAGGCCUCCAAACGGAAGCGCGAGGAGACCGUCUCCAAGGCCGAGAGGGCCAUCGACCAGUUCUACGAGGAGUACUCUGCGAAGAAGGAGCGCAACAUCCGGGAGAACAAGGAUCUUGAGGAAGAGUUCGUCGCCAAGAUGACCGAUUCGCUCUCGAAUGGCACGACGUGGCAGCGGAUCUGCGACCUAAUUGAACUCCAGAACUCGCAAAGCAAGACCGUCGCGCGCGCAGGCCCGGGCACGACCGACCUCACGCGCUUCAAGGAGGUCCUCCUCCGGCUUAAAAGGGAGGGCGACGCGGCCCCGGGUGCAGCUGGCUAUUGAGAGGACGAGUAUAUAUGGGUACGGAUUAUUUAAUGACAGGACGUUCGUAAAGUACCCUGUUCUCGUCAAUAUCGCUUGGCUUCCAAGUCAAAGUGGCUGAA